CGUGAACGCGCCUGGCGAGCGCACGUCCCACGCAAGAUUUGAAAUGAACGUUUGCGUGGCGUGAAUACGCGUUCGUCCACAUGGCUUGUUUCUUAAGGAGAAGCGUGGCAGCGAAGCUAAGCAGGACGCUGCGACAGCCGGAGGAUGCCUUCAUAUCAGCUCUCUCAGCAGUUCCAGUCUCCAAAAAACAGCAGUCUUCUGACUUCAGACUAUCCGUCAACACCCUGCGUUUGAAUGGGAUUAUACCAGCCAGUGGAGAUCUCCAGCUGGAGACGGAAGCGUUAGCAAAUGAGUUGAAGCAGGACAGUGUAGUGGAGGAAAUAUCAGCUGGACACGGCGUGAUCAACUUUAAAGUUCAUCGUCAGCUUCUUGUUCAGAAAAUGUUGGAGCCUUUUGAAGAAGGUUAUGACAAAUUUGGGCUAAGAAGUGAGCUUUUGAAAUCGCUGAAGAAAGGAACAACAUUGGUUGAAUUUAGCUCUCCAAAUAUAGCAAAAAAAUUCCAUGCCGGCCAUUUGCGGUCCACAAUUAUCGGUAACUUCAUAGCUAACCUUAAACAGUGCCUCGGAAACAGCGUUAUCCGUAUGAACUACCUUGGGGACUGGGGUAUGCAGUUUGGUUUGCUGGGGGCUGGCUUCAACCAGUUUGGCUGUCAGGAGAAACUGAAAGAGAAUCCCUUACAACAUCUAUUUGAUGUCUAUGUUCAAGUCAACAGAGAGGCGGAGAACAAUGAAGAAAUAUGGACGGCUGCUAGAGCUUUCUUUCAGAAACUGGAGCAACAUGAAGGGCCGGCGAUGUCAUUAUGGAAACAAUUCCGUGACAUCACGGUCAAUGAGUACAAGCAGGUUUAUCAGCGCCUAGGCAUCCACUUUGACGUUUACUCUGGGGAGUCCUUUCACCAAGAACAAGCCCAUGAGGUGGUGCAGCGGCUGCAGGACCAAGGCCUGCUGAAAAUAACAGAGAAAGGAACCAGUGCGGUGGAUCUCUCCCCGGCUGGAGACAUGUCCAGCUGCUGCACAGUACUCCGCAGUGAUGGCACCUCUCUCUAUAUUACCAGGGACAUUGCUGCAGCUAUAGAUCGGAAGGAACAGUACCAUUUUGAUGAGAUGAUUUAUGUGACAGACAAAAGUCAAGAGCAUCAUUUCCACCAGCUGUUCCAGGUUCUGCCGGCUAUGGGAUACUCGUGGGCUGGGAGGUGCCAGCAUGUGCCCUUUGGCCUGGUGCGGGGUAUGAAUACCAGAAGUGGCGAGGUGGUGUUCCUGGAGGACGUACUGGAUGAAGCGCGGGCUCGGAUGCUGCAAAACAUGAGCCAGUCAAAGACAACGAAGGAAAUGGACUGCCCAGAGGACACGGCUGAGAAAGUGGGAAUCAGUGCACUUAUAGUACAAGACUUCAGAGGUCCCCUGGAGUCAGAUUAUAAAUUUGACUGGGACAGGAUGCUCCAGGCCCGGGGAGACACGGGCGUAUUCCUGCAGUACACACAUGCCCGCCUGUGCAGUUUGAUGCGGAGAAACAAUGGUGUCGCGGCAGGUGGAUUUGAUCCGUCUCUCCUGCUUGAAGAGAGAAGCAUUGCCAUUCUCCAGCACCUUCUCCGUUAUGACGAGGUGUUAUAUCAGUCUGCCAAGGAUCUGCAGCCCAAACAUCUCGUCCACUUUCUGCUGAGGCUUUGCCACCUGGUUGCCUCAGCACACAAGGAGCUCCCGGUGAAAGGGAGCCCCGAUGAAGUUGCUCAGGCAAGGCUGCGACUGUUCAGAGGGGCUUGCUCUGUCCUGGCCAGUGGAAUGAGGAUCCUGGGCAUCAUACCUGUUGAUAAAAUGUGAAUCCUAUCAGCGUCAGUUCUCACUUGAUCACUGUCACUGUAACCAUUAUAAUUUAUAUGUAAAUAAAAGCCUUAAUAUUUUAC
This is a messenger RNA of Lampris incognitus (smalleye Pacific opah), 1900 nucleotides long. RefSeq names its product arginyl-tRNA synthetase 2, mitochondrial (gene rars2). The record is from RefSeq and is a predicted model, not a curated record. NCBI's taxonomy places the organism in Eukaryota, Metazoa, Chordata, Actinopteri, Lampriformes, Lampridae. Bases 81 to 1817 code for a protein of 578 amino acids. The transcript has 20 exons. Gene Ontology annotation, biological process: arginyl-tRNA aminoacylation; mitochondrial translation. Gene Ontology annotation, molecular function: arginine-tRNA ligase activity; ATP binding. Gene Ontology annotation, cellular component: cytoplasm; mitochondrion.